Messenger RNA from Kazachstania africana CBS 2517, 1728 nucleotides. RefSeq names its product Mss11p (gene MSS11). Gene Ontology annotation, molecular function: protein binding. The coding region runs from base 1 to 1728 and encodes 575 amino acids. The record is from RefSeq and is a predicted model, not a curated record. NCBI's taxonomy places the organism in Eukaryota, Fungi, Ascomycota, Saccharomycetes, Saccharomycetales, Saccharomycetaceae. The transcript has a single exon.
AUGACUAAUAUCGAUUCCAAAAUACCAACAAAUCUUUCGCAGCAACAACAUCAAAGAAUUUCGAAGACAAAGCCAAGAAAACAGAAAAGUAAAGUCAAGAUACAGACGGAUCCCACGCAUCCAAGGCAUGUCAGUACCACUAACACGCUAAACAGUUCAAUGUCGCCUUCCCAACAUAGUGGCUCUACCGGUGAGAUUCCUAUCUUCGAUCUAAAUCUAGCCGUUUCUGAUGCAAUGGCUAAUAACUCAAGGCAACUACUGUACUCACAUAUUUAUCACUAUUUGUUGGAGAACAAACAUUAUAAAACAGCAAAGAAGUUUUUACAAGAAGCUCAAUUACCACUUUCGGCAGUAGAUGGUAGUAGUACCGUUUCAAAUAAAAAUAGUGGUAAUAACACCCUGAAUUCACAAUCUUUAAAACCAGAUCAUCUAGUGAAAUCUAAAAUGAUCAUAAACUCACCAGAUACUUUUCUAGUAGAAUGGUGGCAAUCGUUCCUUUUGUUAAAUAAUUUUGUUGAAAGUUGCUCCAUUGAUGAAUUGAAAAAAUACGAAAAUCCAAAACUGGAUAAUAUUUACCCUAUAUUACCCAAUAAUAUUCCUAUGCAUCCACAGAUGAAUCCUCAAUUCCCUUAUAAUCCAAAUAGCAAUCUCAAUCCAUAUGCAAAUAUGCCUUAUAAUACUAAUAAUAUGAAACCUUCUUCAGCACCCACAACUAAUACCACCAACCCCAGUAUAAACAACAAUAACCCCAUGGAAAAGGAUACGGACAGUAGUCGUGUAUCUACACCAAUGGUACCUGUUUCAUCAGGAAUUAGGAUGACACCAUCAACGGCGCCCGGUAGCGCCACUACUGAAAGGAAGAAUACAAUUGGAGGAGGAGCCAGUGUACAACCAACACCACAACAACUACAAGCUAUGUUACAACAACAAAUUAUGUCCGCUCAAAUGGCGAAUAUGAUGUCAUCUCAGCAAAGCCAAGUACAUCCUCCUAAUAACAACCAGAUGUAUCCGAACAUGCCUCAGGGGGUUCCUAACAGUUCUAGUGUUGAUCAUCGUAAUAUGGCCAUGCCAGGAAAUGAUUCUUUAAAUAGAAGCAGUGUGGUGAACACCGCAAACGUUAAUAAUGGGCAGUUUGCAAAUAUCAACCAAGCACAAUUCAAUGGACAACAGAUGGCAAAUGUAAUGAAAAACAACUAUCCAAAUUUCUCUAAUAAUAUGGGAAAUAUGGGUACACAAUCGCAGCAACAAUACAUGACAAUGUUGAAAAAUAUGAUGAACAAAAACUCCAAUUCAAUGCAUAAUAUUCCUGCCGAUGUUAAAAACAUCAAGAGGAGAAGUACAUCAAAUAAGCCAAAUUCAAGUUGGGCUAAUAAUAGUAAUAACACAAAAUCAGCUAUUGGUGGUGAUAGAGACAAGGCAACUAGUGUCGCACAUUUCAACGAAAACAUGCUACGCGCUAAUAAUGGUGAACAUAAAAUAAUAAAUAAUAAUACUAGUGUCAAUAAUAAUAAUGAAAAUAAUCGCAAUGAUGAUGAAAAUGGUAUCGUAAAUGUUAACAAUGAUGAUAAUAUCCAUAUGAUGAAUAAUGACCUAGAUUUUCAGUUGUUAAAUCUGCAAAUGUUAAACCAGUCCAGGCCAGGUUCUGAGAUGCAGUUUGGUAACCUUGCUGCAGAGAAAGGGAGUACAGACAUUGGGACAGGUACCAAUAACGUAUUCGACGGUAUAUGA